Molecule: messenger RNA, 4667 nt
Organism: Mya arenaria
Lineage: Eukaryota; Metazoa; Mollusca; Bivalvia; Myida; Myidae
Product: ATP-dependent RNA helicase DHX58-like
Exons: 13
Coding region: 216-2681 (821 amino acids)
Cellular component (GO): cytoplasm
Molecular function (GO): hydrolase activity; ATP binding; DNA binding
Source: RefSeq, a predicted model, not a curated record
UUAAGAGUACAUCACAUCUUUCUUAGUAUACACUUAUGUACAUCAUUGGCAAUCCGGUUUAAGUUUUUUUAUACUCUUAGCUUUUUGUAAUAUGCUGAAAGCGUCCUUUGUUGUACUUAGCAUGUUGUUAGGGGUCGUAUUACCAAAAACAUCUUAAUAUUUAUACUCAAUGUAUCAUCUAUCCGUGUAUACCGUCUAUCGAUGUAAUCCGAAACAUGCCGAAUAACGAUCACGUGAACGGGUACCUGCACUUCGGAUUGUUUAUAUUCAUUCAAGAGAACUGUCAGCUACAAACAUUUGAAGAUCGUGUCGUUUCUGCGCGUAAGAAUUCCCCAGAAAUUAAAACAUAUACCAUCAUCAUGGAAAAAACAAAUCCUAAAACGGCAAAAGGGGGGAAGAGGAAACAAGAACAGUCUUCGCAACCUCCACCAAAGCACAACAGACUGUCCACGUUUCCUGAAGAGACAAUGUCUAAAGACGAAGAUAUGCUGGCGGAGAAUGACGGUAUCCAGGGUACUGAAAAAAAAGAAGAGAAUGCAACACGAAACGAGCAAACUGUCAUGAGCGAUGAAGAGUUUGAGAUAAAUACUGCCACAGAUCAAGAGGAUCUUGGAUCGAAUGUCGAUGAAGAGGAUAUAAGUCUACGAGGUUACCAAGAGGAGUUAGCAAAAGAGGGUUGUGAGGGUAAAAAUGUCAUAGUUGUUGCUCCUACAAACUCGGGCAAAACCAGGGUAGCAUGCAAAAUUAUGCAGGUUCACCUAAGACAGAAAAAAGCAGAAAGAAAGAUGGGUCGUAUUAUAUUUCUUGUCGAAAACGAAGCUCUAGCCAUUCAGCAAGGAGAAGUAUGUGCAGAACUACUUCCAACUUACAGGACAAAAGUGUUCAGCGGAAACGUCCACAGGUUGAAAAAGCAAAUGCUCUGGGAUUUCCUUGAAAGAAGAGACAUCUUUGUUGUAACGGCACAGCUUUUUUUGAAUGCUUUAAAAGCAAAGAACAUUGAAAGCGUCAGAGAAUUUUCUCUGAUUGUGUUCGACGAAUGUCAUCACUCAAACAAACAACACAUGUAUAAUGAAAUUAUGAGCCGAUAUCUUGACCUAAAACUGCGGGAGAAAGUUGAGUCUUCUGAACUGCCCCAGAUUGUUGGACUUACUGCAUCUUUGGGCGUUGGUGGAAAAACAGAAAAGGUUCAGGGAUUAAAUCAUAUGAAAAAAAUAAUGGCAAACAUGGACGCAAAGUUUCUCUGUACUGUUAGGACGCCAGAUACAAUUGAGCAAUUGAAACGAUUUGCGAACCCGCCGGUUGAAGAAUUAUUGCCCGUACAUGGAAGAGAUGUCGACUUGUUUAAAAUUGCUGUACAGGAAAUAGCCAAAAACAUGUUUGACUAUAUGACACAAGCUCCAGCUGUACGGGAUGCUGCUUCUAAUGACAAAUUUAUACAGACGAUAUGCAGAUUUCCAGCAUCAUUUGGAACCGAAAAAUACCUGCAAUGGAAUGCGGAUUUCAUGAAAGCUAUCGCCAAAGUCGAAUCAAAAGACAUCCGCCGAGUGAUCAAUCCUCAUCGAAUACAUUUAGAAAUGUACAACAAAGCCUUAAUGGUUCAUCGUGAUGCAAGGAUAAGAGAUGCAUUGGACAUUCUUAAAGAGUUUGCAGAACCACGAAUAGAAACAUUCGCCAACGAACCAGAGAACCCCAAACUGAUCAAACUAGAGGAGAUACUGUUAAGGGUCCUUUCCAGUAACCAGAAUGCCCGUGGAAUCAUAUUUGUGCGAACAAAGGAGUUGGCUCAAGCAUUGGUUAGAUGGGUGAACGAAACAGAUAGUUUGAAGGGACUUAAUGCUUCCGAAUUCACCGGACAAGGUGCUGCAGCUUCGGAUGGAGGGAUGACAAAGAGUGGCCAGAAAAAUGCGUUGCAGUUCUUUAAAGAUGGACAACACCGACUUCUUAUUGCGACGUCUGUAGCUGAGGAGGGUCUUGAUAUAUCUAAAUGCAACCUUGUGAUUCGCUAUGAGCAUGUCACUAAUGAAAUCGUCAGACUUCAAUCUAGAGGGCGGGCGAGAGCAGAAAAUAGCUUGUACUAUGUUAUUGCGGAGGAGGGGUCUUGGAUUCUGGAAAAAGAAGAAAGGAAUUUUCGGUGUGAGAAACUUAUGGAGAAAAUCGUCCCCGAUCUACAAUUGUUCAUUGAAGACCCUGCAAAUUUCUGGGAGAGGGAGCUCUUAGAUAUUCAAGAAAAAAUGAAACGGGAGGAGGAAAGACAAGCUCAACAGAGAGCAGUACACAUGGCAACUACAGGUGCCCGCUUUGAAUGCUUCAAUUGCAGUUCUCUAAUUUGCUUGUCCGACGACAUUAGAGUCAUAAAAGGGGCACAUCAUGUUAUCAUUGAUGAAGAAGCAAAACGACGUCUUAUUCUCAAAAAAGGGGCUACCGACUUUGAGGAACCAGAAGGCGCCAAAUAUGGAGGGGUUUUGUUGUGCGCAAAUGAGGAAUGCCAACGGCAACUUGGAUCGGUUUGUACUUACAACUGCACUGAGUUUCCAUUGAUGGGGCUCAAGAACUUCAGGGUUGUUGAUCAAUCUGGAAAAGGCCGUCAGUUUAAGAAAUGGAAUCAGGUCAAUUGCAGACUCGAGGAGUUUACAUUUGAUGAGUUGAAUGCUGUUGUUGCCGAAAGACUUGCCAUAGUGUAGGUUACUGGCAUUUUGCAUUUGACGGAACAUCUCGUUUUGUGAAAUAACAAACGGACUGUACUAAAUCUAGUUAUUCGACGCCCUUUUAAAUACUUGAUCAAAAGUUACAAUGUUGUUGAUUCUAAUGCGAUGGUAUUUGCAUUUUAAAAUGUACAAAAGCCUAUCUAAAACACUGAUUUCGCUGACAUUUGUUGAAAUAGUAUGUUUUAAAUUCGAUCAUUUUUUUAAUGUGUUAAAUUAAUAUCUGUAAAAUGAAGAUGUUGGUACUCAUGAAAGCUUCACAUAUUAAUGUCAUGCAUUUUGAUAAUUUGUACGUCGUAGCAACCAGGUCUUUAUAUACUAAGUGAUUGUGUGAUUAGCAAAGUUUAAACGCAGUGGCAACAAUAAAACAUGACGCUUUAAUUUUAAACUUUGUAAAUGUUGCGACAAGUGAGGUUAUGCGCAUAUACACUUGUUUAAACCUCCAUUUAACUCGUAGUCCAGAUAACUUGCGCUUCUUUGACUGAUCUAAGGUGGUAAUCCAAUCAUUCAUUGAUACAGCUAUUGUAAUGUAUGUGUGGUCUGGUUGUGGUGUCUGUGCAUUUGCGUCUCUCGUUCACUGUGUUUCGGCCCUAACUUUAUGCCUCUUAACAGGGGUUAUACUUGAUGUUUGUACUACUUAGCGUGUCCCUUCAGUUUUCAUUAUGGCAAAUUAUAGCAAGUUGUUGAUUUUGUUAAGAAAACACAACCCGUAUUAACUGAACGUUAUUUCUUUUAAUGGUAAUGGUGUGUGUUUUUUUUUUUCCAAAAAAGAGUCAAGUAGUAUGCACGUCAUUUUGCUGAUAUUUAAACAUUGAUUUGUCAGCCUCUUUCUACGCCCGAACCAAAACGAAUCGUAGGGCUUAUGUCUGAAUGUACCAAACCUUCUACAUGGUGAAUUAUUAAGGUACUUCAUGGCAUUAACACCAGGAACAUUUGUUUAACUUUGUCAAGAAGAAGAGUGUGUUACCUAUAGUACCUUCCUCUAUGUAUGUAAUGCAUUCAGAUAAAAGGUAUACCAAACGUUAAUGUCUAGUAUAAAGUAAUUCCCCAAUCUAUGCAUAUAGAUACAGGGUACAGCAUACCGUCCAUGUCUAGUAUCUAGUGAUAGUGCCUAAGGUUUCGUUAUACACAUACGCUUGUCAUUGCAAUAAUGUCAAAUGUUGAUGCCUAUUUACACAUUUAAUGUUCGUGUCAUUUUGAAGAAGUAUUGCCUACACAUAUUUUUAAUUAAUGUUGAACUACAACCAUUCUAGGCGAAAUAUGUGUGUUUGUUAUUUGUUUGGAAUAUUUUUCACACAUUCUUUCUAUGCACAUCAGCCUCUUUGAAACGACACCAAAGCGAUAUUGGGUUGGCAGGCAUUCAGAAUUCAUGGUCAAGUACAUCGAAUACCUUAAUAUUAGUCAAAUGUAAUAGCUGAGGCGAAAUUGUGGCAUGUGAAAUUCAAAUUUGUGUAAUAUAAGAUUAAUCAUCGUUGAAGCACUCGUCUGGUAUUGUGUCGGUUUAAACAAUAUUCAUUUUUUAUUUCCAGAUGUAUAAAGUUUGGUCAUUAUCAAAUCAUUCACUGUUGCAAUGAUACUUAUAAUAGGUAGACAGGUGAUAUAAGCAAAACAAAUUAACCAUGACAAAAUACAGAGCAUUAAAGCUUAUAACAUGUCUUGAUUUAGUAAUGUAUUGUGUGGGUCAGGUUUUUUCCCCCCAUUUAUGCGAGCAAUGAUCUAAAACCACAACUUUGUAUUUCCGCUUUAGUAUACAAAGUUUUUGGGUUUCUGAAUUUUUGACUACGGUGCUUGCUUCUGUAGUUUGUAUUGUAUUAUUCAUAAUGAAGUCACGUUUAUGUCAGGAAUUAGAUUAUGCUUGUCGAACUCGUCAUAAAGGACUUUUUUUUUUAUUUCAUCUCGUUUUUAAAAAAACCAUAUUUGAUGUAUUUAAAAGUCAAAUCUGUGAUUAUGUAAUAAAUUUCUGCA